Molecule: messenger RNA, 776 nt
Organism: Zingiber officinale
Lineage: Eukaryota; Viridiplantae; Streptophyta; Magnoliopsida; Zingiberales; Zingiberaceae
Product: 30S ribosomal protein 3, chloroplastic-like
Exons: 2
Coding region: 75-596 (173 amino acids)
Biological process (GO): translation
Cellular component (GO): ribosome
Molecular function (GO): structural constituent of ribosome
Source: RefSeq, a predicted model, not a curated record
CAAAUUGAGAUCUGAAGGGCGUGAAGCUCGCCAGCGAGAGGGGAGAACGGAGCAGCGAGAGAUUGGCGGGGAAGAUGCAGUGCGCGAGCCCUGUCACUGCCCAACCCAUCCUUCCCGCUCUGCGCCAUGGCCGAGUUCCAUCCCCCAAAUCUCUCUUCCCUUCUCUCGCCGGCGGAGCAACCGUUACUUCCGAAUCCAAGGCCAGGGUACGUUUCCAGCGGCGUACACUGUCGGCGGCCGCUGCCUCCGCCUCCGCCCAGGCCGUAGAAGCCUCGUCGGCUGUUGACCAAUUUGAGGACGGCGAGCAAUCCGCGGAGAAACAGGGCGUGGCGGUGAAACCCAUAGAGAAGCCGCGGCUGGUUCUACGGUUUAUAUGGAUGGAGAAGAACAUCGGACUGGCGCUCGACCAGGUGAUCCCCGGCCACGGCACCAUCCCGCUGAGCCCUUACUUCUUCUGGCCGCGAAAGGACGCGUGGGAGGAGCUCAAAACCAAGAUCGAGGAGAAGCCUUGGAUUUCGCAGAAGCGCAUGAUCAUCCUCCUCAACCAGGCCACAGAUAUCAUCAACCUCUGGCAACAGAGCGGUGGCAACCUGUAGCACUCCUUCCCCUUCCUCCCCUUGCUUCGACCUAUUUCCUUAUUCUCCGUGGUAUAUAGGUUAGUUUGAUGUUGUUACUUUGUUGUAGAAUUUUGUCUAUUAUGCAUUCACUUCAAAGAUAUUUAUGCUGGAUCAACGAAACCUGUAAUCUUCCAUAAUUCAAAGAUCUUGUGCUCAAAA